AUUAAAAUCUAACUUAAAAAAAGAAAAAAAAAAAAGAAAAGGGCUCUUCGGCUGAAACGACGCCACUGUGUCGAGCAAACACGUAAUACGAAGACUCCGGCAAAAGCAGUGGCGCCGCCGCGUACGGAGGCUAGGGUUUUAGCAAGCGGUUAGAUUUCGAGAGAAUUUUAGGGUUUAAGGCCGAGAGAGAAGAAGGAUGUUGUUCAUUAUAGGAUUAGGAUUGGGAGAUGAAAAGGACAUCACUCUCAGAGGCUUAGAAUGUGUGAGGAAAUGCGAAAAGGUUUACAUGGAAGCCUACACUUCUCUCUUGUCCUUCGGUCUUGCUUCCGACGGUAUUUCUUCUCUGGAGAAGCUCUACGGAAAGACUAUUACAGUUGCAGAUCGGGAAAUGGUGGAGGAGAAGGCCGAUCAGAUACUCUCCGAGGCUCGUACCUCUGAUGUUGCUUUUCUGGUUGUUGGCGACGCUUUCGGAGCUACGACACACUCCGAUCUGGUUGUUCGAGCAAAGAGUUUGGGGAUUGAAGUCAGAGUGGUUUACAAUGCAUCUGUGAUGAAUGCAAUUGGAAUUUGUGGCUUGCAACUAUAUCGGUAUGGGGAGACCGUUUCGAUACCGUUUUUUACCGAAACGUGGAAACCGAGUAGCUUCUAUGAGAAGAUUCAGAAAAACCGUGGACUUGGUUUGCACACACUCUGCUUGUUAGAUAUACGAGUAAAGGAGCCAUCGUUGGAGUCUUUAUGCAGGGGAAGGAAAGAGUAUGAACCACCUAGAUUUAUGUCUAUAAACACAGCAAUUGAGCAGCUCUUAGAGGUUGAGCAAAUGGAAGGACAAUCUGUAUACAAUGACGACACGCUGUGUGUCGGAUUUGCUCGUCUCGGAAGCGAAAGUCAGAUGAUUGUAGCGGGAACGAUGAAGCAGUUGAGAAGUAUUGAUUUUGGGUCGCCUCUACAUUGCCUUGUGAUUGUAGGAAAGACCCAUCCUGUUGAAGAAGAAAUGUUGGACUUUUAUAAAUCUGGAACCGAGAAUCUCGAACAGGACGUCGUCAACGUAGCUGUUUAAUUCUUAUCUCAAGGCCAAAAUGGAUAUGAUCCUUCAAAUUUCAGGUUCAAGGUUUCAGAGCCUAGUUGUACCAUUACAUUUUCAAAAGCUGCAAAAUCGGUUUAUUUUCGGUUAAAUUAUCAUUUUGAUCCCUGUACUUUAGGUUAAUUUUAUUUUAGUCAUUGUAAUUUUCAAAAUUUGAACUUUAGCCUCUAUACUUUUUAUAAAUCGAAGGCGGUCCCUUUCAAAGGAUUUUGGAGCA
This is a messenger RNA of Cucurbita pepo subsp. pepo (vegetable marrow), 1298 nucleotides long. Its product is annotated as Tetrapyrrole (Corrin/Porphyrin) Methylase. The record is from RefSeq and is a predicted model, not a curated record. Gene Ontology annotation, biological process: protein histidyl modification to diphthamide. Gene Ontology annotation, molecular function: diphthine synthase activity. Lineage: Eukaryota; Viridiplantae; Streptophyta; Magnoliopsida; Cucurbitales; Cucurbitaceae.